Peromyscus maniculatus bairdii (prairie deer mouse) is the source of this 2842-nucleotide messenger RNA. RefSeq names its product POC1 centriolar protein B (gene Poc1b). Gene Ontology annotation, cellular component: centriole; ciliary basal body. Gene Ontology annotation, molecular function: protein binding. Gene Ontology annotation, biological process: cilium assembly. The record is from RefSeq and is a predicted model, not a curated record. NCBI's taxonomy places the organism in Eukaryota, Metazoa, Chordata, Mammalia, Rodentia, Cricetidae.
UCCCCGCCCCUCCCUGGCUCCCGCCGGUCCCCGGAGCUGCCCGCUCCCCGCAUGGCCUCCGCCCCGGAGGACCCGAUUCUGGAACGUUAUUUUAAAGGUCACAAAGCCGCGAUCACCUCCGUGGGCUUCAGCCCCAACUGCAAACAACUUGCCACUGCUUCUUGGGACACCUUUCUCAUGCUAUGGAGUUUGAAGCCACACACUAGAGCUUACAGAUAUGUCGGCCACAAGGACGUCGUGACCAGCGUACAGUUUUCUCCCCAGGGAAACUUACUGGCGUCGGCUUCACGAGACAGAACUGUUAGACUCUGGGUUCCUGAUAGGACAGGGAAGUCCUCUGAAUUUAAAGCGCACACGGCUCCGGUUCGAAGUGUGGACUUUUCAGCCGAUGGCCAGCUUCUGGUUACAGCUUCCGAAGACAAAUCUAUCAAAAUAUGGAACAUGUACCGCCAGCGCUUCCUCUACUCUCUGUACCGACACACGCACUGGGUACGCUGUGCCAAAUUCUCGCCCGAUGGAAGAUUAAUCGUGUCGUGUAGUGAGGAUAAAACUAUCAAAAUUUGGGAUACUUCAAGUAAGCAGUGUGUGAAUAACUUCUCAGAUUCCGUCGGAUUUGCAAAUUUUGUGGACUUUAACCCUAAUGGUACAUGCAUAGCCUCAGCAGGUUCUGAUCACACUGUGAAAAUCUGGGAUAUCAGAGUGAAUAAAUUACUCCAGCACUAUCAAGUUCACAGCUGCGGUGUGAACUGUCUGUCAUUCCAUCCUUUGGGUAACAGCCUGGUCACUGCCUCUUCUGAUGGAACACUUAAGAUUCUGGAUCUCCUAGAGGGAAGACUCAUAUACACACUUCAAGGACAUACGGGACCUGUCUUUACGGUUACAUUCUCAAAGGAUGGAGAGCUGUUUACGUCAGGAGGUGCGGAUGCGCAGGUCUUGUUGUGGAGGGCUAACUUUAAUCAGUUGCGCUGUAAAGAUCCUAAUAAAAGAAACCUCAAAAGACUGCAUUUUGAUUCCUCACCACACCUUCUCGACAUCUACCCACGAUCACCACAUCCCCAUGGAGAGAAAAAGGAGACUGUUGAAAUUAAUCCCAAACUGGAGGUGAUGGAUUUGCAGAGUUGUUCUCCCCCUGUCGUGGACGUCCUUUCUUUUGAUUCUACCACAACAACGGAUUCCACUGGCCGAGCUGUACCAGAGAAGGGUGGAGACAUUUGUGGGUAUUUCUUGAACCCUUCCUUAAUACCGGAAUGCUCAUCAACAACUGUGAAAAAGAAAACAGAAGAUUUAAGUGACCUCCCCUCGGAAAGCCAAAGAAGUGUGCCACUGGCUGUGACUGAUGCCCUGGAGCAUAUCAUGGAACAGCUCAACGUUUUAACACAGACUGUUUCAAUUCUGGAGCAGCGACUGACUUUGACAGAAGAUAAGCUGAAAGGCUGCCUUGAGAAUCAGCAAAAGCUUUUCAGUGUCAUCCAGCAGAGAAGUUGACCAAGAAAGUGUGUGCGCACAGGCCAAUAAAUGAUGACACAUUCGCAUGCUCAGGCAGGUAGCAAAGGCGGUCCACCCCACCAAGCACUAAUUAGCACAGCUUCUUCAGAGGGUGAGCGACAGAACAAAAGGUUGAAGCCAUUUUUCAGAACCAACUUAAACACAUAAAUCAAUGUCAAGGAUCAAUUUAAGCUCCUCCCAGUUAUAAUUGCAGUAAUAAAAUUAUAAGGCAUUUAAAUCACCCCAUUUCCCCCCACACACACACACAUGCACUCAUAUUAUUUGAAAUGUCAGCUUUUAUUUAAAGUGCAAAUCCCCACCAGGAAAGUAACCAGACCUCAAGAUUUCGUUGUUAAAUUAUUUCGAUUGACCAUGUUCAGGCAAUUAAUUACCUGAAGAUAAUUAAUGUAUUUCUUAGGCGAACACACCCUUGGUGUGAAAUCCUUCACUUCCUUUUGAAUAGCAUCUGAAAUGUAGAAAAUGCAUUAUUGAGCUGGCUCAUAUUUCUUUCAGGUCAGAAAAACUACACUCUUACUAAUGCCUUGAAAAGAUGCUCCCAGAGAGUUUCCACAGCCAGAAUAAGCUUAUUUUGAUUAGCAACGGUGCAGAGCAGUUUUCCUUGUUUGCUGGGAGUGAGAACCAUGUGAAGCAUGAAUUACAGGUGGACACGCUGAGUGGUCUGGGUCAUACUGAACUUUGUGAUCCAAGUUCACAGAGAUUAUGUUUGUGUGAUUUCAGUGUGCUAAAAAGGCAAAAUGAUGAACAAUACAUACUCAAGUAGAUACACAUAAAUCACGUCUAUUAUUGCUUAGGGUGAUGCUCGUGGCUGAAUAAGUAUAUUUUUAUCUAGAAAGAAAUUGCAUCUUUUAUUUGAUUUUUUUUAAUGAAUUGUGAUUUGAAGUGAAAACGAGUCAGGCAUUCUGAAAGAUCUUGGUUACAAGUUAAGAAUAUGUCUUUCUCUUUAAACAAAUAGGCAAUCAGACUAGAAAAGAGGCAAAUUCAAGGCAGCUAGCUUUGGGCAUGGAGAACAAAGGCCAAACACAUCUGUGUAUCGGGCAGAUGCUAUCUGUGGAGAGAAAACGAAGCCCUAGCAGUGUGGGAACAGAGAAAUCUUUCUCCAGGUAGUUUCAGUUGUAUACCUGUGAACUGGCUUUAUCUUCUCUCUCACUGUAUGUUGUAAAUGCCUUUUCUGUCCUGUAAGUGUGAUUGUCUAGACAUUUUUUACAAGCUCACAAAACUAAGUGGCCCUGUAUUUUUAUACCUUUAUUGAGAAGACUACAUCAAAAAUGAAAUGUAAUACCAACUUUUGUUUACUCUUUUUUUAUGUUUCAAAUAAUAAAGACAUUUUAAAAAAUAA